Messenger RNA from Globicephala melas (long-finned pilot whale), 1031 nucleotides. It is a transcript of the gene PLPP2, whose product is annotated as phospholipid phosphatase 2. Gene Ontology annotation, biological process: phospholipid metabolic process; phospholipid dephosphorylation; signal transduction. The record is from RefSeq and is a predicted model, not a curated record. NCBI's taxonomy places the organism in Eukaryota, Metazoa, Chordata, Mammalia, Artiodactyla, Delphinidae. Gene Ontology annotation, cellular component: plasma membrane. Gene Ontology annotation, molecular function: phosphatidate phosphatase activity.
UUGGGCCAGGCUCCCCGGCCAUGUGACCCCGCGGCCCGUCUGGGACGCGACGGGACGCGCUGGGACGGGCGCCGGGGGUCGCGGGCAGCAUGGAGCGGAGGUGGGUCUUCGUGCUGCUCGACGUGCUGUGCGUGCUGGUCGCCUCUCUGCCUUCCGCCAUCCUGACGCUCGUGCACGCCCCGUACAAGCGAGGAUUCUACUGCGGAGAUGACUCCAUCCGGUACCCCUACCGUCCAGACACCAUCACCCACGGGCUCAUGGCCGGGGUCAUCAUCACCACCACCGUCAUACUUGUGUCGGCCGGGGAGGCCUACCUGGUGUACACAGACCGCCUCUACUCCCGCUCCGACUUCAACAACUACCUGGCCGCCCUCUACAAGGUGUUGGGGGCGUUCCUGUUCGGGGCUGCAGUGAGCCAGUCGCUGACAGACCUGGCCAAGUACAUGACCGGCCGGCUGCGGCCCAACUUCCUGGCCGUGUGUGACCCUGACUGGAGCCGUGUCAACUGCUCCGUGUAUGUGCAGGUGGAGGUGUGCAGGGGAAGGCCUGCUGACGUCACCGAGUCCAGAUUAUCCUUCUACUCUGGACACUCCUCCUUUGGAAUGUACUGCAUGAUGUUCUUGGCGCUCUACGUGCAGGCCCGGCUGUGCUGGAAGUGGGCACGCCUGCUGCGGCCCACUGUGCAGUUUUUCCUGGUGGCCUUUGCCCUUUACGUGGGCUACACCCGUGUGUCUGACUACAAACACCACUGGAGUGAUGUUCUCGUUGGCCUCCUGCAGGGGGCGCUGGUGGCCGGCCUCACUGUCCGCUACGUCUCCGACUUCUUCAAAGCCCGGCCCCCGCGGCACUGCCUGGAGGAUGAAGAGGUAGAGCGGACACCCAGCCAUCACUGACACUGGCCCUGGGCGAGGCUGGCUGCAGCCUCUGCGGGUCCCCUCCUGCUGGGGCUCGGGCUGUGGGCAGCGAGCGUGUCCAUGGUCCUGGCAGGUCCCUAAGCCAGGAUGGCUGGAUCCUGGCGUGGGUUCCGCUAA